AAAUCAGCGUGCGGUUGUGUUGUGUUUCGUCGUUCGGUCUCUAAUUCCGAUUUUCGCAGCGAUUUAAAAACGCAAUAGAAAGUGCAUCAGCUAAAUCGCCGGACUGACAGAAAUAUUUGAACGGAGGUGCUCGUAAAACACGAGCAAAGUGUUUGUAGUGUGUUUGUAGUGAAAAGUUUGGUGUAAAAGUCAACAGAAUGGUUCGGUCGUUCGGGAAACUGUAGUAGCUGAUGCGACAGCGGCCAAGGGUUUCCGCUGCUAGGCCGCUAUUGCCGGUGUUUCGGUGUUUGCUUGCGGGAAGCUGAUCCCUGGAUGAUGAUGGAACCUGCUCACAAGCCGAAGAUGAGCCACGGUGAAUUGAUUCAUUCUUCGUUGAGGGUGGACGAAUCCUUGGACGAAGAUCUGCGAUCGAAAUCGGAAGCAUUCGGAGUCAGCAACGGCGAAGAUCACCGACAACUGCAGCAACCGACGGUGUAUCUCACCGAAACGUUCUACAUCAGCUCGAAGAAAAAUACCGUCUUCGAGGUGCGGCUCACCGACAAGGGUCUCUGUCUGAAGAAACAAUCGAACGGGUCGACCAAGGAGCAGACCAUCCCGCUGAAGGACAUCAUCGGUUGUCGCUGUUUACGCAGCAAGCGUCGCACGCGUGGUAGCUCCUCGUGUACGUGUGCCUCCAUCUCGAAUUCGGGCGCCCUCAAGGUGGUUGAGGAGAACUCGGGCGAGCAGGAUGAGACGGACGUGAGUGCAUAUCUCUACAUUUACGCGUACAUUCUGAAGCGCAACCGGCGCGGCGGGUUCCGCGAGCGUACCACCAUCACCCUGCGCUUCCGUUCGUUCGAUCGCUACGAGGACAACAACCGCGAAGCGCAAAAGUGGCGCGCCGCCAUCAAGUGUCUGAUCGCCGGUGAACCGGCGUUGCAGAAACACACAUAUCAACCACGCGAUACGCGCAAAAUGCUCGUCAUACUGAACCCAAAGUCCGGCUCAGGUAAGGCGCGGGAAAUGUUUCAGCAGCGCGUGGCACCGAUCUUUGCCGAAGCCGAAAUCCUCUACGAUCUGCACAUCACCAAGAAGUGCAACUGGGCGCGGGAGUUUGUUCGCCUGCGGGACAUCUACCUCUGGCGGGGGAUCGUCGUCGUCGGUGGCGAUGGCAUCUUCUUCGAGGUACUCAACGGGUUGUUCGAGCGGGAGGACUGGCAAACGGCCAUCGAGGAGUUACCGAUCGGCAUCAUUCCUUGUGGGUCCGGCAAUGGAUUGGCGAAAACGGUGUCCUUUUUAUAUGAAGAGCCUUUUGAAACGAAACCCGUACUGGCAUCAGCUUUAAUGGUAGUUAAGGGAAGACAUUCCAUGUUAGACGUAGUUAGAGUCGAGACCCGCACCAAUAUAAUGUUCUCUUUCCUCUCCGUGGGAUGGGGCCUCAUAUCAGAUAUCGACAUUGAGAGCGAACGGUUACGCGCCAUCGGUGGUCAACGGUUUACCGUGUGGUCUGUCCACCGAUUGAUCAGCUUACGGACGUACCAUGGGAAAGUAUCCUACAUUCCGGCACUGGCUAGCCAAACCAAUGGAACCACGAUGGCUAGCAGCCACACGAAUGGGCCGACGAACAACCGAUCAGGUGCGAUCGGAACACUAAAGCACAGCGUCAGUUACAACACCACGUUGAACUGCCGCGACUGUCGUGGGGGAACCGACGCAAGUAGCUGCGACGCCUGUGAUACGAACUUUAGUGACGUGCUUUCGCUGGAGACGGGAAUGAAUCUGGAUUCGUUUCGUCCUCGCAUCGACAGCUGGUACUCGGCAACGUCGCGCAAAAGCACCUACUUCUCGACGGUGGACAGCGUGUACGAGAGUGAUAAGGCUUCCAACGAUGGCAGUACCGGACAGCAGGUUGGCCCCAACGGUACCGGGCCGUUCGUACAAAUGUAUGGCCCACCAUCGCGAUUGCCAGCCUUAACGGCUGCUAUUCCCGACACGUGGACCACCUUGUCGGGCGAGUUCGUGAUGGUGCACGCCGCAUACCAGACACACCUCAGCACCGAUUGCUACUUUGCCACGCAGUCGCAUCUCAACGAUGGCAUUAUAUGGUUGCUGAUCAUUCGCGGAGGAGUUUCUCGAUCCCAGCUCCUAUCGUUUCUGCUGGGGCUGAGCAGCGGGACGCACGUUCCGCUGCAAGGGAACGAUUACAUCCAGAUGGUUCCGGUAACUGCCUUUCGCAUCGAACCAAACGGCACCAAUGGGCACAUGACGGUGGACGGGGAAAACGUUGAGUGUGGCCCGAUCCAGGGUGAAGUGUUUCCCAGCCUAGCAAAAGUGAUGGUGCCCAAGUAGACGGGACCAAAUCUGAGCAGAGGAUGGUUUGUUUUUGUGCUCUGUUUUCUGCGGCUAUUGGAAUGUUAUGGUGGAAUGUUUUUUUUCGUUUGUCAAACCCGUCCACAGCGGAAUGUAACAUUUGUUGAAAUUGAUUUGUUAUGCAGAACAGCGGCAGUCUUAUAGGUUUUAAGGGAGUAACGUGCGAUAGAUGAUUGGGGAGGGUUUAUACCUACAUCUUCUGGAUGGCAAAAACAAAAUGCAAAGAACAAGAGAAACGGCUGUUACCUAAAUGUGCUAGUUAUUUUUGUUUGGGUUGGGUUGAAAAUAAUUAAGUUACAUUCUAUAAAAAUCGAAACGUGUGCACACAAAACAUUUUUUUUUUGUGAGGCAGUCAUCGCAGAAUUCAGACAAUUCCCGAAAUUCGUGCCAAACUGAUUUCAUUCACCGGCUUUUCUUUCUUGGUAACUCCUGGUACCUAUCGACAACGAAAUGGCCCGGAACUGAUAGUGCACACAAAGAAUAGUGCAUAACAGGAUGCAUUUAAAUUGCUCGAAUCCAUUCCACGCGCUCCAUAUCAGUCGAGCACUUGCUAACAUGCGACGUAAACGAUAAGCAAUUGUACCGAUUUGCCAUCAAUUUAAAAAAAUCAAGAAAAGUAGCAAAACGGUUUACAAAACAAAGUAUUACCUAUUCCAAUAAGAUUAAUGUACAUGCGCAUCAUGAACGAUUCUGGCGCGAACACUAGCCUUUCCGGAUAGUGGCCGGGAGUUGGUAGGCGAAACAAGUAGAAUAGAAUAGAGAAAUCACGGAGGUGGAAUGAUUAUUGAGAAAAACCAUUUUAAAAAGACAAAAUACUUCAUACCAGUCACUAAAUCGUCGACAUGCGACAUUCAAAACGUGUCAAUAGUGCAAGCAAUUUAGCUAGUAGCGUACUAGGAAUCAAAUUUAUAAUAUCUUUCAAGCAUUACAAAAUAUAUUCAUAAAAUAAUACACCCAAUGAAUACAAAUUCAUUGUCACCAGUUUCCCGGGCAGUGCAUUUAUGGUUGCCCGAAGAUAUGAAGACGAAAGUAAAAUAUCUAAGGCGCGUAUAGGACGGAAUUACCGAAAGGCGGGUUGGCAGCGCUUGCCGAAAAGUACAUUGGCUUCCUGGGAGGCAACGGAUUGUUUCACAAACAAACAAGAGCCGAGAGUCGAGUGAUCUGCAAAUACCUCUACUUUAAGAUAAUCUUUUCGCUUCGAAUUCUGCCUGCAUUCUAGUCGAGGGGCGUACCAACGGCAAGCACCAUAGAUUACAGUUUCGAUUAAGCUGAACCACCAUUACGAAUGAUGUGUGGGUCGCAAGUAAACUUACUCGAGCGUAAUUACCAGUAGAUACGCACGUUCAUAAUUCCACAGUAAUUCCAGUUUCAAUGCGUGUAUAGCCGUCCAUGAGUCGAAGGCAGAAGUGAACAGAUUUUCAGUCGAUGCCGAUAAAAAUGAACUAUGACUGUGAUUCGUUACAUUGUGCAAUGCACGAAGGUCAAUUUCCUGGUUUUUUUCUUCCUGCCGUCCGAUGGCACUUUCUCUUCUGUUUGCUGCUGAGUAUGGUUUACAGUAAUUUUUGUUAUCAUUAAAAACUGAGGGAAAUUUUUCCAAUAAAGCGCACGGUGUGGUGGUUUACAACUUGC
Molecule: messenger RNA, 3978 nt
Organism: Anopheles bellator
Lineage: Eukaryota; Metazoa; Arthropoda; Insecta; Diptera; Culicidae
Product: sphingosine kinase 2-like
Exons: 4
Coding region: 313-2328 (671 amino acids)
Biological process (GO): sphingosine biosynthetic process
Cellular component (GO): membrane; cytoplasm; intracellular membrane-bounded organelle
Source: RefSeq, a predicted model, not a curated record